GCCGAACUUCGUUCCACCCGUGUACAUACGGAGGUAAAGCAUGUAAAGAAUCAGCAUCAUCCACGGUAAUCCAGAAAACAAACCAAGGUACAUCAUCUCCGCCGCAAAUCGGCCUUCGCCAAGCAACCUGACAUAGUGCGCAUCACUGUGGUUUCCUUCGGUCUACAGCCACCUACACAUUCCCGUCUCCUUCCCAGCCUCACAUCCCGCAACAAUGUCGACGAUUACGCCGACGGCUCUGCAAAGCUCGCAGCCGCCCAUUAUUCCGCUGCCCUUCAAUGCAAACCAGCCCGAGACGAUCCGGCUGUACCCGUUGUCAAACUACACCUUUGGCGUCAAGGAGACGCAACCAGAAGAGGACCCGAGCGUGCUGGCGCGGCUGAAGCGCCUCGAGGAGCACUACCAGGCGCACGGCAUGCGCCGCACCUGCGAGGGCAUCCUUGUCUGCCACGAGCACAACCACCCCCACAUUCUCAUGCUGCAGAUUGCCAACGCCUUCUUCAAGCUGCCCGGCGACUACCUGCGCCCCGAGGAUGACGAGAUUGAGGGCUUCAAGGCGCGCCUCGACGAACGACUAGCCCCGGUUGGCAGCCUUGGCGAGGGCAAGAAGGCGGGCGACUGGCAGGUCGGAGACUGUCUUGCGCAGUGGUGGAGGCCCAACUUUGAGACCUUCAUGUACCCCUUCGUGCCCGCCCACAUCACGCGCCCGAAGGAGUGCAAGAAGCUCUAUUUCAUCCAGCUGCCAAAGUCAAAGGUCCUGAGCGUUCCCAAGAACAUGAAGCUGCUGGCGGUUCCACUCUUUGAGCUCUACGAUAAUACUGCGAGAUAUGGCCCCCAACUGUCCGCCAUCCCCCACCUCCUCAGCCGUUACAACUUUGAGUUUGUCGACGAAAACGGCGAGGUGGUUGCCGUCACCCCUGGCGCCGCCCCAACCGAUGGAGACGUGCCCAAGACCAAGGUUUUGGCUGGCGGUGACGACGUGGACAUGAAGACGGAGAACGGAACACACUGAACACGAUUCUCGGUGGAUGGAGAUCGAAGCACAGUACACGACAUUCGGUCAGCUACAGGGUCAUUGAUUGGUAGAGGCGUUUGGCGUCGGGUGCCCGGUAUGGUGUACUUUUCGGCGAGAAUACCAGAGCGAGGUGGAACAGAGCUGUUCCCGUCGCCAUGCUUGAAUGACAAAAUCGCAUUCGAAGAUUCCAUUCUAGAAAUUCCCGUACUUGUAAAUCACGCCUUCUCACCUU
Canariomyces notabilis is the source of this 1247-nucleotide messenger RNA. Its product is annotated as cleavage and polyadenylation specificity factor, 25 kDa subunit. The coding region runs from base 215 to 1012 and encodes 265 amino acids. The transcript is spliced from 2 exons. Gene Ontology annotation, molecular function: mRNA 3'-UTR AU-rich region binding. Gene Ontology annotation, cellular component: mRNA cleavage factor complex. The record is from RefSeq and is a predicted model, not a curated record. NCBI's taxonomy places the organism in Eukaryota, Fungi, Ascomycota, Sordariomycetes, Sordariales, Chaetomiaceae.